This is a messenger RNA of Vicugna pacos (alpaca), 1902 nucleotides long. Its product is annotated as olfactory receptor 52E8-like. Gene Ontology annotation, cellular component: plasma membrane. Lineage: Eukaryota; Metazoa; Chordata; Mammalia; Artiodactyla; Camelidae. Gene Ontology annotation, biological process: G protein-coupled receptor signaling pathway. The record is from RefSeq and is a predicted model, not a curated record. Gene Ontology annotation, molecular function: G protein-coupled receptor activity; olfactory receptor activity.
UGUACCCAGGCACACAAGUGAGGCCAUCAUUCCUGCCUGGUUUGUCUCUCCCUGAUAAGCCCCACUUGAUCCUUCACAGGCUUCUUGGAAGCCUCAUAUACUUUUUCCUCAUGUACUUUUUUCCCUCCUAAUCAAGGGUCUUCUUCAUCUUUUCUAUUGCCUUUGGCCCAUCCCUGUUUUUUCCCUCAUAUACCAAACCUACUUUCCUCCUAAUCAUUUACUCAGCAAUCAAAUACCUGGAAUAUCACAGAUAAACAAGUAUCUUGUAAGUUUACAUUUCACACACAUAGGCCAAAAGCUGAGGACAAUGAAUGUCUUGUUCAUCUCUGAAGCUCCCAUAACACCUGCAUAGUACCUGUCUGUACCCCAAAAGUGUAGACAUACAUACAUGAAGAGGUGGAUCUUCAUCACAAACCCUUCAGGCCCUAAAAUAGAAAUAGUCUUUCUUUCACGGACUAUAUUGUUCUAACAGUCUCUGAUCCCCACUUCAGGGACCAGCCCAGGGCCAAAGCUAAUGGGUGAGGUUGGAAAUACCAGCACUUUCAACAUCUCCUACACUAACUUCUUCCUGGUGGGCUUCCCUGGAUUGCGAGACUGGAGGCUCCUCCUGGUCCUGCCUCUUACCUUCCUCUACAUGACCAUCAUCUCUGCCAAUGCCCUGGUCAUCCAUACGGUGGUGGCCCAGCGGAGCCUGCACCAGCCCAUGUACCUGCUCAUCGCCCUGCUCCUGGCUGUCAACAUCUGUGCUGCUACAGCAGUGGUGCCCAAAAUGCUGGAGGGCUUUGUGCAUUAUGCUAACCCCAUAUCACUGCGUGGCUGCCUGGCCCAGAUGUUCUUUAUCUACUUUACCCUCCUCCUGGACUACAAUCUUCUGCUGGCCAUGGCCCUAGACCGCUACAUGGCCAUCUGCCACCCACUCCGCUAUAGUGACCUGAUGACCUCCCGCCUGCUGGGUGUGCUGGCCUUUUUGGCCCUGGCACGGAGCCUGGGAGUGGCAGUGCCCUUGGUGGUGCUAACUUCACAAGCUCAAUUCUGCCGGACAGCAGUUAUCCGACACUUUACCUGUGAGUAUAUUGCAUUGCUAAGCAUAGCUUGUGGAGACUUGACCUUCAACAACCGGUUGGGGCUGGCCAUGCGGUUGGUCACCGUGACCUUUGAUUUAGCCCUGCUGGGGACCUCCUACACCCACAUCAUCUAUGCAGCCUUCCGGAUAUCUUCUGGGGGAGCCCGAGCCAAGGCCUUGCACACCUGUGGCUCCCACUUACUGGUCAUCCUCACCAUCUACCUCUCUGGUCUCUCCACUUCCAUCGUUUUCCGAGUAGCCAAGACUGUGUCUCAGGAUGUCCAGAACCUGCUCAGUGCCAUCUACUUGCUGCUCCCAGGAGCCUUGAAUCCUGUCAUUUACGGGGUGAGGACCAGAGAGAUCCGGCAACAUGUAGAAAAGAUGCUCUGUGGAAAGGAAUUAGCCCAGGAUAUUAGGGAGAAGCCAAAGAGGCUGCAGAAUAUGAGGGUGAAGGGGAAAUUGCCCGGGUGAGAGAAUUUCAUCAACUUAGGAAACUGGAGCUGUGACCUCUGGGAAUUAAGAGAUAAGAGGGAGUACUGAGGGAAUUUCCUGACAUUAUGGGCCUAACAGCAGGUACACUGUUGGUAAACUAUUGCUUUUUCAAUUCUUAUAAUGCUUCAUUUUCACUCCAAUAACAAAAUUGCUUUUCACUAUUCAUCCUUGUUAGUUUAGUGCCUGUCCUCUUCUCCCUGACUCCUGAGAAAACCCCCAAUUAAUAUCUAGAUAUAUGGAGUUCCACUGGAAGUUAUAUGGAGCAAAUCACAUACACCAUGACUUGCCCUCAACACCCAGUAUGAAACAAAUACAAGCCAGGCUCUUCCCUGGUGCCUAGUCUCUUC